Molecule: messenger RNA, 1994 nt
Organism: Alligator mississippiensis (American alligator)
Lineage: Eukaryota; Metazoa; Chordata; Crocodylia; Alligatoridae
Gene: C1H1orf115
Product: chromosome 1 C1orf115 homolog
Exons: 2
Coding region: 16-267 (83 amino acids)
Source: RefSeq, a predicted model, not a curated record
GGGCCGGAGGGCAGCAUGGCGCGGGGGCGGCGGCGGGCGGCGGAGGACGCGCUGCCCAUCCUGCGGGACCCCGACCCGCCGGCGGCGCCCCCCGAGCGGGCCCGCGGGCGCGGCCAGGCGCGGAGGCGACUGCAGCAGUACGGCAAGAACGUUGGCAAAGCUCUGCAGAAAGGAUGUCGCUACUUGAUGAUUGGUCUACAAGGAUUAGCAAACGCCUAUACAGCUCCAUUUGGAGUGGCAACGUCAGUGUCCGCACUGGUCCGUUAGAGUGGCUUCCAUGUCUCCAGAAGAAGGAUAAAAUGAAUGUUCUUAGAGGAGUAACUUGAUUUGUUCCUUCCUUGUGUCGGAUCAACUGCUGAAACCUACAUCUGAGAAAUCUUUUCAAUGCAAUAAACACAAUAAUGUGACAGCGUAUUCUAAUGGAUUGAUUGCACUUCUACAGUGCCUUUCAUGCAGUCAUCUCAGGCAGUUCUCAGCCAUUAAAUUCAAAUUAACUGAAAGAAGGUGAAAGGAUAAGGAAAUAGCCUCAAAUGAAUUGAGCCAAAGUUCAUAAUUAUAGUUGAAUUAAUUAGGCUACAUGUGCAGAAAAGCCAAAGAGAAGGAAAAGCAAGUAGAAGAUGGAGGGGGGUAUGUGUAGACAUGCAGUGAGAAGAGAGGAGAGGAUCAGAUAGAGAUUUGGUGCUGGUUGAAAGAAGGAGCAAUGAAGGGAAAUAGGGGCAACAGAGAUGUCAAGAAAAGGUGGUGUUUGAUUUGCUUCUGCCUUCUUCAUAUUUUCUUUGGUGAUGGCUAAAUAAUCAGUGCAUUAUUUUUAAAUAAAUGCUUAUUGGAUACCAUAUGUAGAGCCGGUCUCAAAAAAUCAUUAGAUUUUAAGAAAAUAGUAUAAAAGGUUUUGUUUGUUUUCUGCCUGUUUUCUUUACUGUAAAUAUUCACUGUAGGCACAGACAGAAGUGACAAUUUUCACUCCAUCUGGCCCCUGAAAACGCUUUACAGCAGUGAUCAAACACAAGUGCACGGCUGCAGAACACUUUAAAAGUGCCUGAUCCCACAACAAUCUGAACCCUCAUUGUAUUACGGAGGGUGCUUCAAAAUGGAUCACCCUCAGUAACUUCUGUCUGAGCUUACUGAGAGCAGGGCUGGGCUGAUAUAGCUCAGCCCUGUUCCCAGGGCUGUCUUCAGAAGGGGUGGAGGGGAAGGGAUUGGAGGGAGUUCAGUCUGGGGUUCUUUUAGCUGGAGCUGGGAGGGUAGGAGGUUGGAUUGGAGGUGGGGGGCUCCAGUCUACCCACCCCACCCUCCAGUGCCAGCUGAAAAAGCCCCAGACUGAACUCCCUCUGCUCUCUUCUCCCUUUCCCUUAUGAAGACAGAGCCGGAGCUGGGAAGGGGAAGGGGUGGGGCUAGGCAAGAGCAGCUGAAUCCUCCAACCCCAAGGACCCAACAGUGAAUGUCUGUUGGACCUGGGGGAUUGCUGUAACUCAUAGCGCUUUUUGCAAAGUGGUAUAAGUUACCACAGGGAGAUGCGCUUCUGUCUGCACUUUGUAGUUAUGUGUUCAGGUAUUUUUUCCUGCCAUUGUGAAAGUUUUCUGCCUUAUGCAAGCUGAGAAUAUCGUGUCAUUGCUUGACUCAAGUAGCUGUGGCUUUAAGAAUAACAACUAUUAUAAGACUUCUGGAGAAAUCUCCACUUUAUUAUUUGGAGUCAUGUUUUUGUGCCAGUCUUGUGACUUAAAUGAUUUUUCUGACAGAACCUCUCUUUAUUUUAGAUCUUCUCAUUCCUAUGGUAUGUAAUUAAUAUAGAAAAUGACUUCUUUCUUCUUUUGUUCUGAAAACAUGUUGUUUUCUUUUCUCUGCCUUUGUUUUUUUAAAUUUUUGAAUGAGCUGGAAUUGCUUCUUUCUUAAUGAGCCAGAUUGUAUCUCUUUUAAGCAUAGUAAAAAAACAAACAAACCAAAGAUGUAUUUCUAUUCUCUUUUAACUGAACUGUAAAUAAAAAUGAAAUGGUUCA